This is a messenger RNA of Amaranthus tricolor (Joseph's coat), 1024 nucleotides long. RefSeq lists its product as uncharacterized. Bases 51 to 956 code for a protein of 301 amino acids. Lineage: Eukaryota; Viridiplantae; Streptophyta; Magnoliopsida; Caryophyllales; Amaranthaceae. The record is from RefSeq and is a predicted model, not a curated record. The transcript has 4 exons.
UAUUUAUUUCUUAAUUCUAUAUUUCUAUUAUUACUUCAAUAUUAUCAAUCAUGUCUUCAUUUUUGAAAAAAGCCACAAAAAAAGUUACUAAAGUGGCAAAAUCAUUGGGAGGUUCCAGUUCGUCCAAAAGAAAGGCCACUUCUACUCCGUCGGUAUCAACAACACCUUCCAUUAGUAAUUAUAAUUAUGAACAUAAUUAUCCGGAAGGGUACGACCCGGAGUUACAUAAUUAUGCAGAAGAAAUGGAAAGAGAAAUACAAAUUGAUGAAGAAGAAGAACAAGAAGAGGAACCAACGACCCCAAUUGGGAUAAAUAUAUCUCGACAGUCAUCAACAAGAUCACAUGAAGAACAAGGAGAACAACAACAACAAAGACAAGCUCGUGGUAAACGAGUCAAUUUCCAAACUAUCGAUGAAGAUGAACCAGUAAGACAACCUUUUCCAGCAAUGCCACCUUCUAGUGGUAGAGUUGUUUCACAUGUGUGGUCGUAUUUCACAAAAGAACCAACCGAGAAUCCAGAUAUUUUCUUAUGCACCAAUCAAAUUUGUGAAAGUCAAGGAGUAAAGCCCUUAGUUUCAUACAGUUUCGCCAGAGGUGGUGGUACGGGAUCUUUUAACAAACAUUUGGCAAAGAAGAAUGGAAUCACAAAAGAAACUCAUGCAGCAAGCGGGAGCGGGACCACAAGUGGAAGCCGACAGACACAAUGGGACAUUCCCAUCACAGGUAGAAGAGUUUUGGACGAAAAGCGAUCUCGUCUUGCUCCACAUAGUAUUCAAAUAUGUGUUUGCAAGAAAGAUUGGGAUCAAGCGGAGAUUCGAACACAAGGACUAAGGAAUGAUGAUGAUCAAGACGACGAUGAUGAUCCAUGGAUGAUGAUGGAUACAUCUGCAUCAUCGUCAGGAGGAGAGUCAGCGGAAGCAUCUAAUCAACCACAUGAUGAUGACGAAGACGAAUAGGAUCAAUCCGACAAAGGACAACGAUAAAUCAACAUUCAACAACUAUAAAUAAAAGGUAUGACAAAGAA